AUGUUACUCUUCUUUUUUCUCUAUUCAUAUUUCAGCAGUAUAUCAGCAUCAUUAAAUCGACCGAUUGAUAUGAUAACAAUAUGUUUUAUAACAUGGAAUGUAGGCGUUGCUGGGAUGUUUUGUAUUCAUUGGAAAGGUCCUUUACGUGUUCAACAAGCUUAUUUAAUUUUUAUGUCGGCUCUUUUGGCACUUGUUUUCUAUAAAUUUUUACCUGAUUGGACAGGUUGGCUUAUUCUUGGUGUUAUAUCAAUAUGGGAUCUUUUUGCUGUUCUGUGUCCAAGAGGUCCAUUACGCAUUUUAGUUGAAACAGCACAUGAACGUGGUGAACAAAUAUUUCCAGCAUUAAUUUAUUCAUCUACAAUGGUUUAUAUGGUUACAGCAGUUGAUCCUCCAAGUGAACCUCAAUUUGCACCGGAUAAUGUUAAUACAAAUACGGCUGUUAAUGUUGAUGAAAUAUUAACCGAAGAACAACGAAAUGAACGUGCUGAAGUAAGAAAUAAUAAUGCUCGACGACAACUUAUUCCUCGAUCUGAUGUACCACAAACGGAAGGACGACGUGAACCAGCUCGAUAUGUUGUUGAACGAUCAAAUUCGCCUGUACUCGAUGAUGAUGAUGAUGAAAAAGGCGUUAAACUUGGUUUAGGUGAUUUUAUAUUCUAUUCAAUUUUAUUAGCAAAAGCGUCAGCACUCGGCGAUUGGAAUGUAACAGUAGCAUGUUAUCUUUCAUUAUUAAUUGGUCUAUGUUUAACAUUACUUUUAUUGGCUAUUAUUCGUAAAGCAUUACCAGCUUUACCUAUAUCGAUUACAUUUGCUCUUAUAUUAUAUUUUUCAACUGUUUAUAUAAUUGGUCCAUUUAGUGCUGAAUUAAAUCUUGGACAAGUGUUUAUUUGA
Messenger RNA from Rotaria sp. Silwood2, 891 nucleotides. The record is from the annotation of a GenBank genome assembly. Lineage: Eukaryota; Metazoa; Rotifera; Eurotatoria; Philodinida; Philodinidae.